GAUACUGCAAUUUAUCGUUAAACAUCAGUUCGGUAGCUACAGAGAGACCCAGCGCCUGUCCCUCGCCUUCACUAAGGAGCGGCCGCUUGUGGUGAAUCAAACUGAAUAGAUCUGUCCUUACUAAGAGGAACAUUUUCCUCAGCAUUCGGGACAUCGCGCACAGCGACACCGUCCGCCCGCCUGUGGGCGCGUUCGUGCGGCCUCGUCAGCCAGCGGGAAGGAGAGAGAGAGAGGGAGCGAAUGAGGGAGCGGCCGCCCGCACUAAAGAUGGCGGCCGAGGGCGGCCCGGCUGCAGCGUGGCGCUGAAGCCAUUUCCGCCCGCCCCUCCCGUCACAUGAUCGCCGGGGGCUGCGGCCGCCGCUGCCCGGCCCCGGCGGGGCAGAGCCGAGCUGGCGGGGAGCGGGGAGCGGCGGCGGGGGAGACUGAAGCCUAGCUGAGCCGGGCCGGGCAGAGCUGAGCUGAGCCGAGCCGGGCCGGGUCACCCUGCCGGCGCAGCAGUGGCGCCGGGCGGUCUGGCCCUGAGCGCGCUGCGCGGUCCGGGUGGCAGCAGCGAGAUGGAGCCCGAGGAGGGGGAGGAUCGCACCCCACUGCUGAAGGAGCCCCAGCCCGACACGGUCCCUGCAUGCUGCUCAGCUCGCUACAAUCUCGCACUCCUGGCCUGUUUUGGGUUCUUCCUCCUGUAUGCAUUGCGUGUGAACCUCAGUGUCGCUCUGGUGGAUAUGGUAGAACCUAACUCAAGCUUGGCAAAGAAUACCACUUCCAAUGUGUGUCCAGAGCAUUCUUCUGCCAUAAAUGCUCCUCGCAACACAACGGGACAAAAGUAUUCUUGGGAUGCUGAUACUCAGGGAUGGAUACUUGGUUCUUUUUUCUAUGGCUAUAUCAUUACUCAGAUUCCAGGAGGAUAUCUUGCAAGCAAAAUUGGAGGCAAACUGUUGCUGGGGUUUGGCAUCUUUGGUACCUCUGUAUUCACUUUGCUUACUCCCUUAGCUGCAAAUUUGGGAGUUGGCUACCUCAUAGCUGUCAGAGCCUUGGAAGGACUGGGAGAGGGUGUUACCUUCCCAGCUAUGCAUUCAAUGUGGUCUUCUUGGGCUCCUCCACUGGAACGCAGCAAGCUCCUUAGUAUUUCAUAUGCAGGUGCACAGCUGGGAACUGUUGUGUCUCUGCCACUGUCUGGUUUAAUUUGUUACUAUAUGAACUGGGUUUAUGUGUUCUACAUAUUUGGUGCACUUGGCGUAUUGUGGUGGUUCUUCUGGAUGUUUUUGGUUAGUGAUACACCAGAAACUCACAGGAGGAUUUCACAUGCUGAAAGAGAAUAUAUACUGUCUUCUCUAAAAGAUCAGCUUUCUACACAGAAAUCUGUUCCCUGGAGUCCUAUGCUGGAGUCCCUUCCGCUCUGGGCUAUUGUUGUGGCACACUUCUCUUACAAUUGGACUUUCUAUACACUUCUUACACUCUUGCCCACAUACAUGAAGGAAAUCCUACGAUUUGAUGCACAGGAGAAUGGAUUUUUGUCUGCCCUGCCUUAUUUUGGCUGCUGGUUAUGUAUAAUUCUGUCUGGCCAAAUUGCUGAUUAUUUACGGGAAAAACAGAACUUCUCCACUGUUUGUGUUCGCAAGUGUUUUACCCUAAUAGGGAUGAUUGGACCUGCCGUGUUCUUAGUGGCAGCCGGAUUCAUAGGCUGCAACUACGCUCUGGCUGUUGCAUUCGUGACCAUAUCAACGACACUAGGAGGAUUUUGUACAUCAGGCUACAGCAUCAACCAUCUGGACAUAGCACCUUCGUAUGCUGGAAUUCUCCUUGGGAUCACAAAUUCUUUUGCUACUAUUCCAGGAAUGGUGGGGCCAGUUAUUGCCAAAAAUCUCACUCAUAAUAAUACUGUGGGAGAAUGGCAGAUGGUUUUCUAUAUUGCUGCCUCUAUUAAUCUAUUUGGAGCAAUUUUCUUUGCAUUAUUUGCAAGUGGAGAAGUUCAGGACUGGGCAGUCAGUGGAUAUCACUUGCAUAGGAACUGAAGGAGAUGUUGAAAUACCAAAGCUGUGCUGGGUCCUGUUGUGCUUAGAGCUGUGUGACCGGAAAAGUGCCUUCCCUGCUGAUGCCUAGGAGUCUUCAGAGCUGUUCAGUUAAACUACAUUAUCUCUGUAUCUUUUGUACUGAAAAUAAUCUGACAGACUAUGUGUGCUAUUUCCUAAUAAGAAACUACUUGGAUUAACUACAGAAAUUUCAUGCUAGGACUUGAUAUCAAAUAUAUGAUCAGAGACAUUUUAAAUCAGUGUGCUAGGCUCUAAUACUUUCCAGUUUUUAAUUAAUAUUUUCUGGAUUAGUGUGUAGACAGAUGUUUGCUGAUAAGAGGAAAAAGUAAAAUGAUUAUUUAGCACUGUAAGGAGGAAUGACAUGCAAAGAACUGUACCCAAAAAUGUGUUUUGAAUUCCAUUAUGAAACUGAUAGUUUUUUGCUGUUUAAAAAUUUGUAGAAGAUCUCUUAAUUUCAUAUAAUCUUUUAUAGUACUUUUACUUUGUCAUUGUUUUAAUGAUGGCUAAAAAAUGCAUGUGAUUUACCUCUAUUUUAUGCACAAGUUUUGAAUAUAUAAACAUUCCCUGUUUCAUGAAUACAGCUUCACAACUAAUACACAACAACAAAAAAGUAAAUGUACCAUUGGAACUGAGAGAAUAAACCACAUAUCCUCUGUGGUGCAGGUUUUUCAAAUAGGCCUCUUUUUAUUUCUCUCUGCAAAGAGGAAGCAGUGCAGCUCAGUGGUUUAAAUCUAGGCAGUGUACAAGAGUGAACUAGAAAUAGAAUAUCUGCACGAUUACCUUAAAAUAACUUUCAGUUUGGCAAUUAAUUUUUUGUCCCUCUAAUCAAUGCAGUGGAAUUCUUUCCUCUUGCAUGUAGAUGUUUAUCAGCCUGUCAGUGUAAAUGAAAUAAAAUAAGGCCAGUGUAGCAAAUAAUGAGGAAAAUCGGUUCUCUAACAGCCUUGUUUGUUAGUCAGAUAAAACUAGAGUAUAAAAGAACUAGUGCAAUAACCUGAUGCUGUUACUCUCCUAUCAAGAUAGAAUUUGACACUCAAGAGCAUUCUUUGCACAACAUGCACUUAAAUGCCACAGAGUAGGAUUAACAGUUAUAAAAACAGUGGCCUUGUUAAGAACAAAUGGCUGAAUAAUGUUAGAGCCACAAAGCAAAGGAAAAUUCCUGUGCCAAAGGUUCCUGGAUUGGAGCAAUUCGGUAAAAAGGAAAAUUCACUGGGCUCUGGGUUUUUCAAUUACCACCAAUCCAAAAGAAAAGCCCAGUACUAAAGUGCUCCAGUGGAGCCUACCUUCCUUCAUUUCUAGGAAAUGGCAUCUGCCUCUCCUUUUUAGCUUUAAGAGCCAUUUUGUUUUGGCCUUCCUUGAAGUGUCAUGUUCUCUGAUAGUGGAUUUAAACUCUGUUUAAAUUUCUGUUUGUGUCUGCAGCAUUUCCACAAUAAACAAUGUGUUGUUCAGAUUAAAUUAGUACUUAUUCAGUGGGAGUAUGUUAAAACUAUGUUGUGUCUUCAGUGUUUCUACAAUAAAUAGAUUGAACAUUUA
This is a messenger RNA of Oenanthe melanoleuca, 3557 nucleotides long. It is a transcript of the gene SLC17A5, whose product is annotated as solute carrier family 17 member 5. The record is from RefSeq and is a predicted model, not a curated record. Gene Ontology annotation, biological process: transmembrane transport; monoatomic anion transport. The coding region runs from base 555 to 2009 and encodes 484 amino acids. The transcript has 11 exons. NCBI's taxonomy places the organism in Eukaryota, Metazoa, Chordata, Aves, Passeriformes, Muscicapidae. Gene Ontology annotation, molecular function: transmembrane transporter activity.